Molecule: messenger RNA, 2878 nt
Organism: Hyla sarda
Lineage: Eukaryota; Metazoa; Chordata; Amphibia; Anura; Hylidae
Gene: POC5
Product: POC5 centriolar protein
Exons: 13
Coding region: 289-2193 (634 amino acids)
Cellular component (GO): centrosome
Source: RefSeq, a predicted model, not a curated record
UGGGCACUGUCAGAGAGCUCUACAGUUCUGACUAGGACAGGAGAAUGUGUGGCAUUCUGUGUAUUCUAUUAUGUAGCUGCAUGAGGUCAGAUGGCCGAGCUCCCCUGACACUGCCUGUGUCAUCAGCCGCUUGGACACAUUUCUCUACAGGGAACAGUUUUCUUCAGUACUUGACUCCGGCUCCGAGACUGCUAUAUCUAGCUGUGUAGUCUGUGUGAGAAGGGCAGGGAAGCAACUUACAGGAAGUAAGAGCUGAUUGGUGGAUUCCCUUUGACUGUUACAGCCUGUAUGCCGUUGCCAUGGCUACACUGUACUUCCGCUCUCCUGUAUCCGGCCGUUACCUCCUCACUAGCCCCUGACAGCGCCAAGUUUAAAGGAGAAGCUCCUACAUCUUCAUCAUCGAUUAAUCUUCUAUAUCGGAAUAAUGUCGUGAGGCUUCAUGUUUUUGUACAGAUGUCUUCAGAUGAGGAGAGCGGUAGAAGCCUUGUCAUUCCAAAAGAUUCAGAUCGUGGCAGCUCAGUGUCUUCAGAUUUCCAGGAUGAAUAUGACGAGCUUCUCCGCUAUGCUGUGGUAACUCCUAAGUUUGGGCCUCAUUUCCUCAGGGAGCAUCAACUGACUGCUGAACAAACCACAAGUGACAGGAUCUCAAGUCCUAGGGAAGCUGUGCAAGAGCUAAUCCCAGAGAGACAACUAUCUUCAUUAGAAGACAUUCCCAGAAGUUUAGAUAGAGAAACUCCAAGAAGUUCUCCAACCAACGUUCCUGAACACAAUCUGCCUAAAAAGAAUCCUAGUGAAACUUUGUUCCCAAGGACCUUUGCAUCAGGCAUGGAGGCGUUUUCUCCUGUUCAUUCAGAUGAACUGCUUUUCCAUAGCUCAUCAUCAUCUGCCUCUGCUAGAUCCCAGACAGAACGAAUGCAAGUAGCACAGCUGCCUGUUCCUUCUGAAAACAUGCUGCAGGUUGAAGAGUUACUUGAUCUUUGGAGUGGUAACCUAAAGACACAUGUGUUGGCUGAACUGAGCAAAUGGAGACUAACAAUAAUCGAGAAGCACCGGCUGGAAAUGAAAGAACAGAAUAAAAAGCACACAGAACAUAUUACUCACCUGAGCAACCAGAUAGACAGCCUGCAAGCUCUUAUACAAACAUAUGAAACUUCUAUACAACGAAAAGAUGAGGUGAUUUCAAACCUGACCCGUGCCCUGGAGAAGCAGAAGGAAAAGACUGAACUAAUGCGAACAUUUUCCCACUGGCGACUUCAGCAGAUGGAAGCCAGACAAGAGGAUUAUGUAUGCAACAUGGCUGACAAACAUUACAAGAGAAUGUUACUGAAGCAUAUGUGGAGAACAUGGCGCUCAGUUAUAGAAUCCAGCUGGAAGGACAAAGUGGAACAAGCAUGCCGAGCCAGAGCUGAAGAAGUUUGCAUUGAGCUGUCUAGUGACUAUGAAUCAAAGAUUGCUCAGCUUUGUGGUGCUCUUGAAGAAGCUAGAGCAGAAGUGUCAAGACUUCAUACUGAGAGGGGACAGUUUGAGGGAUCUAUGAAGAAAGCUUUUAUGCGUGGUGUCUGUGCAUUAAACAUGGAGGCCAUGUCUAUGUUUCAAGGAAGAGACAUUCGAACAGAACAUGCAGACCAUCCACCUAGGAGGGAAGACCCUGGCUGCAGUCCCUCUGUAACCUUUCAGCAGGUGCCCACCACUUCUGUCCCUAGAAACCCUUCACAGCACGAUCUCCCCUCUUCUGCUGUGACAGCCGAGCAAAAUUUUCGACCACCAUUGGUUCCUUCAAGUGUUUCGGAGUCCAAAGAUGAUAUGAGCACUCCUGUGGUAAUAUCGGCUACUACAUCAGGAUCAAGCGUCUUAUCCACACAGAAACUGCCUGUGACAAGAGUAAUAACAUCAGGUCAACAAAAGGCUGGGAAGACUAUAACAGCCCGUAUUACUGCACGUUCAGAUCUAGCACAGAAGUUUCCCAAGCCUGGAGGAAGUGUCGGGUCUAUGGGAGUUUCGCCACCAAUGAGCUCUGUAGUGGUUGAAAAGCAUCAUCCUAUUACUCAGCAAACUAUUUCUCAGGCAAUAGCUGCCAAAUACCCUCGAACAGCAUUACAGAGUUCCAGCUCCAUCAGUGGCAGAGUUACCGGACAGAGUGCCCGAACAUCUCAAGUCCACUCCGGGGUUCAUUCAAUCAAAGUUGUCGACUGACUUUUAGUUCAAUUUUCUUCAGAUCCAACAAGCACGUCUACAAGAAGAAUGCACAGUCAGGCGGUUGUAAAGUUCUGUAGUGACCCGAGGUCUUGAUUCUGGUUGGAGCACAUCCACCUCUGAAUCGGUUUCACAUGCUAUACAUAUUUUUAAACCAAAUGAAGUCUUGUUUCUUUUGAUUGUAAAAUCGCUUUUUACUUGUUGCUGUCGGGUGCAGUUACCAAAAUGCCUUAUGUGUGUGUGGGUUGUAUAGUAAUAAGUGUAAUUUAUUCAGGUCUGUUUCUUUUCUAUGUUGUAGAAUAAUAGUUCUUAUCUGCAGUUGUUAUCUAUUGUUCCAUCAUAGGAAUAGGAAAUAAACGUUUCCAUGCUGGAUCUGGUGCAUUAUAGCCAGCAAUGGCACCCAACAGACCCAAUUGACUUUUAAUGGGGUCUGUCUGGGUUCCGUCAUGGUGCCUGGCAUUUUAUUGUAUGAUGUGUUUUUUUUCCAGAAAACUUGAUUUCAUUUUUAGCAAAGGCCACUAAAACUAAUAGACCUUCCAACACAGAUGUGAACUAAACUAUCGUUUGACCUUAAAAGUUUUUGCAUAAAUUAUAAUUGUGACUGGAUUUUAUCUACAGCUGCUGAAUUUUAUAAUGUUUUACUAUUUUUGUAAUAAAGGACAUUUUCAUUUAUACAAUUUUUGAC